Molecule: messenger RNA, 909 nt
Organism: Micromonas commoda
Lineage: Eukaryota; Viridiplantae; Chlorophyta; Mamiellophyceae; Mamiellales; Mamiellaceae
Exons: 1
Coding region: 1-909 (302 amino acids)
Biological process (GO): phosphatidylinositol phosphate biosynthetic process; inositol metabolic process; signal transduction
Molecular function (GO): inositol monophosphate 1-phosphatase activity
Source: RefSeq, a predicted model, not a curated record
AUGGGCUCGUUCCCCGAGGGCGGACUCGCCGCCCUGAACCAGGAUGACCUCCCCGCGAUGCGCCGGGCGUGUCUCAAGGUCGCCACCGACGCCGCCAAGCUCGGCGCGGCCGUCAUGCUCGACAAGCUCGGCGCGGACGUGGUCAAGACUAAGGCCAACGCGCGCGAUCUCCUCACCGAGGUUGACCCGGAGGUGCAGCGCAUCAUCGAGUCGUCCGUCGCCGACGCGUUCCCGACGCACGGAUUUCUCGGGGAGGAGAGCGUGCCGGGCGGGUGGGAGGCGGGCAGCGCCGCGAUCGCGCGUCUGCUCGACACCGGCCCGGACUGGCUCUGGAUCGUCGACCCCAUCGACGGCACGACCAACUUCGUCCACGGCAUGCCCCUCUCCGCAAUCUCCAUCGGCGUCGCGUACAAGGGCGAGCUUCAGGUUGGCGUCAUAAUGGACCCGUUCGCGGGGGAGAUCUUCAGCGCGUGCCUCGGCGGCGGCGCGCACUGCAACUUCGCCCCGAUGCGCGUCGGCGAGGAGCGAAGCGGGGAGGAGGCGGUCGUGGUCACCGGCUACGGCGCCACCGCCGAGAGCGCGGAUGCGAUGUUGAAGGGGAUGAAGGCGCUGACGGAUCUGCCGGUUCGGAGCGUUCGGAUGCUGGGAAGCGCGGCGAUCAUGCUGGCGUGGGUCGCCGCGGGGAGGCUCACCGCGUACUUCGAGUGCGAUCUGAACGCGUGGGACACCGCCGCGGGGGCGCUGUUGGUCAGGGAGGCGGGCGGGAGGAUGACGGACCUGGUCACCGGCGACGAGUACGGCUUAAAGACGCGAGCGAUCGUGGCGAGCAACGGCGCGACGCACGACGAGUUGCGGAAGUGCCUGGUGGACGGCGGAGUGCGCGCCCUGGCAGAUUACUUCAAGGAGUGA